AUGGGAAAUAUUGGCACAGUUGGCAUAAAGAGAAGCGAUAAUCAAGGUGCUCAUUCAGAUACUAAGGGAAAGAACAUCAGGCAAGCAAAAAGCCAAAUAAAAUUAUUAAGAAAAAGAACUGAUGAUAUCUUAUCGAUUGAGCUUGCACUAAAUGAAGUAAACCAAAAAGCCCAAAACUCUCUCAAAAUUCAAUUUUACGAGGACAAAAAUCCAAUUAUUGAAAAAUUAGAAAAACUUAAAGAAGAAGUAGACAAAGAAUUUAAAAAUACAAGUUCUUCCUAUCAAAUGAUCCAAAAUUAA
Molecule: messenger RNA, 300 nt
Organism: Blepharisma stoltei
Lineage: Eukaryota; Ciliophora; Heterotrichea; Heterotrichida; Blepharismidae
Source: the annotation of a GenBank genome assembly